AAAUACUGGUCUUAAACAACACAGCAACCCUAAACACGGCUCUUGCAAUUGUUAGAAAUUGUAUUAUACAUUCUUUUACUUCUAAAUAAUUUUAUAGAUAUCAAAAUAUCAUUUAUUAUUUACAAUGAGCACAUCAGCCUUUUAUAACUCUGCGGAGGAAGUAAUUGUAAGGGAAGUUGACCUGGAAAAAGACGAAGUCACACCUCCGCUUGAGCAGGUUUGGAAUGGCACCCUACUAAAAAUUUGUUGGGGAUGGAUUCGACAAAAUGGAUACAAACGGGUCUGCCUUCAAUUCCCUGACCAUUACCUGCCGCAUAGCGACGAGAUAAGUGAUAGCCUUAAGGCUUUGUUCACUCCCAACAGUGGGUCGACAGAUAUAAAACUUUUUAUCUUGGCCGAUACCUCUUAUGGCAGCUGUUGCGUAGAUGAGAUCGCUGCGGGCCAUGUUGAGGCAGAUAGCUUGAUUCAUUUUGGCAACGCUUGUCGUAGUAGAGUGUCUCGUCUUCCGGUGCUGUAUAUGUAUCCACAAUAUCCUUUUGAUUUAAAAGAUUUUACGCUAAAGUUGUCUUCAAUAGAUGAGACUGUCAAUGGAAAAGUCUUAUUUAUGUACCUUGAUAUAGGUUAUCAUCAUUUGCUAGACAAACGUGUUAACGAAGCGGAUGAAGACUCGUUAAGCUAUAAAUUAAAGGAAAUACUGCCAUGUAAGGAAUUAUUCAUUGAGGCAUACCCCCCUGCAGAGGACGCAGUAGAGCAAAAGCAUCCAAGUGAUCCCAUCUGCCUUUUCGUCGGUUCCGAAAACGCAAGAUUUUCUAACUUAUCCAUCACAACCCAAGCUUCACAAUGGUUUAUCUACGAACCAAAUAAAAAUGGUUUGUUCGAAAAAAAUCCGUUAACUGCCCAAUACAUCCGCCGACGAUACCACUAUAUAGAGAAAUGUAAAGAUGCUCAAACUCUAGGACUAAUUGUGGCCACCCUUACAGCCGAAGGUUAUUUAAAAAUUGUUUCUAGACUACAGGAAAUGGCUAAAUCUCGUGGAAUAAAGACUCAGAUUAUUUCAGUGGGGCGGAUUAACCCCGCUAAAUUAGCGAACUUUUUAGAGAUAGAUUGUUUCGUGCUAAUUGGAUGUCCCUUCAAUAACUUGUAUAAUUCCAAAGAGUACUACAAACCCAUUGUUUCAGUAUUCGAAGCUGAAAUGGCACUCAAUCCAGCAUGGCAUAUGAAAUAUCCCGAGGCAUACGUAACCGAUUUUAAAAAGUUGCUACCGGAAGGAGAAAAGUUUUUGGCCUUUGAUCCUGCAGUCCAGCAGGAACAAGACGUCAGCCUAAUUAGUGGUCGUGUUCGAGGCAUUACCGAAGAUACUGCAGAGGAGGGAGCAGCUGCACUAAGUGAGCAGCAGCAGUCGCUUACUGGGAUAGGAAAAAUGGAAGUCAUGACCACCAAUACUGGUCUCACCUUUGAAGACCGUACUUGGAAAGGUCUUGAUCCAGCAUUAGGAAACACAGAGCCAGCCAAGAUAGAAAAAGGUCUUAGUGGUAUUCCGACCAAUUAUACGCAUGACUAGUUCCAUUAUUUUUACUUAUAUAUAUUUACAAUUAUUAUUAGUGUUCUAAAAAACUUUUGCUCCGGGUAUUUGUAUUAAGUUAAAGGGCUUCUCAAUAAUAUUAGAUUUUUUCUGUAUAAUAUAUAUUAAGGGUUGUGUAACUGCACAUUCAAAGAUUUAUUGCUCACAAGAAAAAUAUAUAAAUCGAUUUAAACUA
Messenger RNA from Bactrocera tryoni, 1757 nucleotides. RefSeq names its product 2-(3-amino-3-carboxypropyl)histidine synthase subunit 2 (gene Dph2). Bases 125 to 1561 code for a protein of 478 amino acids. The record is from RefSeq and is a predicted model, not a curated record. Gene Ontology annotation, biological process: protein histidyl modification to diphthamide. NCBI's taxonomy places the organism in Eukaryota, Metazoa, Arthropoda, Insecta, Diptera, Tephritidae. The transcript is spliced from 5 exons. Gene Ontology annotation, molecular function: 2-(3-amino-3-carboxypropyl)histidine synthase activity.